CUUGAACACAAACUUGCUUGCUAAUAUGGUGCCUACUGUGGGAGCAUUUAUUCUUGUUUUUCUUUCCUUUUUGAUCCUUUCGACUCUAGUUAACUUUUUCCACAAAAUGUGGUGGGUUCCAACUCGUAUCAAACGCAUAAUGACUCAUCAAGGUAUAAAAGGACCUCCUUAUCAUUUCAUUCAUGGCAACACAAAGGAAAUUGCAGCCAUGAAAGACCAAGCAAACACUACUCCCUUCACUGAAAUAUCGCAUGAUAUAUAUCCAAGAAUACAACCUCACUUCUUUACUUGGUUCCAGUUAUACGGAAAAAACUUUCUGAAUUGGUAUGGUCCACAAGCCGAAUUAGUUAUCACAGAUACGGAGAUUAUCAGAGAAAUUGCAAGCAAUCGAAGUGUCGCGUUCGCAAGACCUGACCUUGGAUCAUUUCAUAAAAAAAUGCUCGGUAAUGGCCUUGUUACAUCCAGUGGCAAAAAAUGGGCAAGCCAACGAAAAGUGGCUAACCGUGCUUUCAAUGGUGAGAGUUUAAAGAACAUGAUCCCGAUGAUGGUUGCAAGUGUCGAAUUGAUGUUAGAUAGGUGGAAAAAGAUGGCCGAGAGUGAGGUUGAAAUGUAUGCAGAGUUCAGGAUGUUGACAGCCGAUGUGAUUUCAAGAACAGCGUUCGGAAGCAGCUACUUACAGGGAAAGGAAGUUUUCGAAAUGCUCAAUGAGAUAGGCAAAAUGGCAGGCAAAAAUUACUGUGAUCCUCACGGUCUCAGCCUCCUUCGCAAAAUAGUAAAAAGCAGCGAUGAUCACAAGUCUGAUGAGCUCGAGAAGAGAAUUCAUGAUAUAAUUAUGGAGACUAUAAACAAACGGGAGAAGAUAAUGAGUCAUGAAGAUGCAAACACUGAUUUCCUUGGACAACUUCUGAUGUCCAAGAACAACAUUAUUAAUUGUCAAGGUUACCAACUUUCGACACAAGACAUCAUAGACGAAUGUAAAACAUUUUAUGCCGCUGGGGAUGGAACAACAUCUCUUCUGCUCUCAUGGGUUGUUCUCCUUUUGUCCAUCCACACAGAAUGGCAAGAAAGAGCACGAGACGAGGUGUUCCAGAUAUUUGGCAAAGAAUCCCAACCGCGCUUUGAAGGCUUAGCAAAACUUAAAAUGGUUAGCAUGAUCAUCAACGAGACACUUCGACUGUAUCCACCUGGAAUCGCGAUAAUAAGGAAGAACAAACAAGAAGUUACACUUGGGAAUCUUACCGUUCCUGGCAACACAAUUCUACAUGUUCCAGUUUUAGCGCUUCAUUAUGAUCGUGAUAUUUGGGGAGAAGACGCACAUCUUUUUAAGCCAGAAAGAUUUUCGCAAGGGAUUAGUAACGCUAUGAAGAACAACCCAUUAGCAUACAUGCCUUUUGGCUUUGGGCCCCGGAAUUGUGUAGGUUCAAACUUUGCAAUGAAUACAACCAAGGUUACACUUGCCAUGAUCUUGCAACAUUAUCGCUUUACUUCUUCUCCGAAUUACGUGCACUCGCCUGUUCAUAUUACGAAACUUGUCCCAAAGAAUGGUGUUCAAGUGAUGCUUCUUGCUCUUAAAUGAAGAUUUGUGUUGUGUUCAUCACAUGGCUUUAUAUGUAUGUAUACCAAUUGGCGUUACAAACGUAUGUUAAUGCUCUUUACCUGGAUAUGAUUUAUUGUUGUGUGCUUGUUUCAAUUGUGUAAUGGACUCGACAUUGUCGAUGUGUAUAUGAUA
Helianthus annuus (common sunflower) is the source of this 1729-nucleotide messenger RNA. RefSeq names its product cytochrome P450 CYP749A22. The record is from RefSeq and is a predicted model, not a curated record. Gene Ontology annotation, molecular function: iron ion binding; heme binding; monooxygenase activity. Lineage: Eukaryota; Viridiplantae; Streptophyta; Magnoliopsida; Asterales; Asteraceae. The transcript is spliced from 4 exons. The coding region runs from base 26 to 1576 and encodes 516 amino acids.